AUGCCUUCCAGAAUCGAAAUAGUCGCAUGGAAGGAUGAUGCCCAGCGAACCCUUGAAAGGGCACAGGUUCUCUCGUCUAGGGCGAAUGAUAAUCUCCAAGAAUCCACACGUAUCUUAACCAAACAGCUACCUAGCAAAUUGAAUGAGGUAACUGCUCAGGUAGGCAUUGCAAAGAAGGCACACACUCAAUUGCUGGUACAGGUAAAUGAUAUCGAGCGAAUUGCCACCAAAUUGACUGCCAGCCACCAAGCCUUGAUCGACAAAGAAAUGAAGCCUGCUCUACUGCGGCUUAACAAAGUCCUAAAAGAAUUAGAGCAAGUGGAAGUUCCGGAAUUUCUCAUACCGAGCGAAAGCGGUACAACACAUCAUUUGAGUGACUUCGUCUCAUGGUCUGAGCUAGAUCAGCUUCGACACAAUAUACAGAUAUACGAAGAGAAUUGUGAGAAAGUGUCGAAAUUCUUGUUAGCACAGGUAUCCGAGAUUGGUGACAAAUUCCGCUCUGGCAGCGGGAAAUUUACCCACACUAUGAAAUUGUAUGAUUCCAAAGUCGCUGAAGUGAAGGUCCUAAUGAAUGAGGCUGUAGGCAAGUCUCCUCCAAAAAACAUUUCGAACAUACUUCUAUCUUUAUUAAAAGAAAAUACGUCUUUGGAAAAUGAGUUGGCCAGUGUCUUGAAAAUGCUAACGAAUCAUUUUGACCAAUGUACCCUCGCAGCACAAUGGAACACCGCCACAGAUGAGGAAAGCCUUCAAGUAUUGCAAGAAGACAGCAUGGAGCUACCUUCGGUACUCAAGGAAAUUGAGGCGAUUCAUGAUAUCAUCGAGAAUAAUUUAAGCAGAGCCAAUCAGUUCAUGGAACUGAAAAUGCCUGCACUAGAACAAGUCUUGAAUCAAUGCGAGAAAUGGGGCCAUUGGUAUUCAAAGUUUACGAACGAAGAUAUUAUCAGUUUUUUGCUUUUGUAUCUCAAGUGUUCAGAGUUGUAUGACCAGAGCUCCCUUAGCAAAGACACUGAAGAGGAUUCAGCUCUAGCAUCCCGCAAGAAAUCACCAGUCAUUGAAUACACCGAAAUACUAGAACAACUACAUCACCACUAUGAGAAAUUCAGGUCCGUUUAUCAGAAGAACUAUCUCACUGAGUUACACCAUGAACAGUUUGUGUAUCCCCGUCAGUACUUGAAGCAACUUGAUGAAUACCUCAACGUCGAACUCUUGAAGCUCGAUAGAAGCGAAAAAGAAAGAAGAAGAAACUGGCUACAAAAGUAUGGUGAGUACAUCCCACGGCAAUUCUUCUUGCCUGGCGAGUUCAAUCAGCCACAAGUAAUUCAGGUUCUUAGUGAAGGAUUGGAUGAUGUCGACUCUGAGGCCACAAUAGAGAGUGAAGCGAAGCUUUUAGAGCUCAUAAAAAAAUUGAGGGCCUGA
Australozyma saopauloensis is the source of this 1416-nucleotide messenger RNA. Its product is annotated as protein kinase regulatory subunit. The transcript has a single exon. Gene Ontology annotation, biological process: autophagy of mitochondrion; autophagy of peroxisome; autophagosome assembly. The coding region runs from base 1 to 1416 and encodes 471 amino acids. The record is from RefSeq and is a predicted model, not a curated record. Gene Ontology annotation, molecular function: molecular adaptor activity; protein kinase activator activity. Gene Ontology annotation, cellular component: phagophore assembly site; Atg1/ULK1 kinase complex. NCBI's taxonomy places the organism in Eukaryota, Fungi, Ascomycota, Pichiomycetes, Serinales, Metschnikowiaceae.